Ogataea philodendri is the source of this 324-nucleotide messenger RNA. RefSeq lists its product as uncharacterized. NCBI's taxonomy places the organism in Eukaryota, Fungi, Ascomycota, Pichiomycetes, Pichiales, Pichiaceae. The record is from RefSeq and is a predicted model, not a curated record. The coding region runs from base 1 to 324 and encodes 107 amino acids. The transcript has 2 exons.
AUGGUGAAACUUCUCAAAGUGGUGGAAGUCCUCGACCUUCAGUCCUGGAACGUUCACCAAUAUGUCUCUCUGAUCGAGUGCAUGGACAAUUGCGGGUUACCCAGGUCAAGCGUUCUCACACCGAGCUUGGCACUAAUCAUGGGACCAAUGGUUGAUCCGCAAGGCGAGUCGUUUCUGACCACAAACAGCUGUUGUGGAACCUUAGCAAGUGCACCGAUCUGUUUGAGCAACACAAUUCCCGCAGAGUUGGUCACAUACCGUUGGUUGGCGUUGAUCUUGAUCACAGGACCUUGGUUCAAUUGCGGUCUGUUCAAGCUCUCGUAG